GGCUGAGAGGGAAGGUUCCGCCUGACGCGCUGCAGCGGCGCCGGGGUUACGGACGGCGUCGGUUUCGGUCGGCGGGGGGCGCCAAGCUGCGGAAGAUGUUGCUGGUCCUGUCGGAGGAGCAUAAGGAGCACCUGGGCUUCCUUCUCCAGGUGGAGAGCUCAGUUGUCAAUGAAUUCUGCAAACAAUCUUCUUCUUUCUUUUCAGUUGUCAAUGAAUUUGGCCGUAUUGCUCUGGAGUUUCUAAGAAAAGGCACAAACCCAAAAAUCUACGAAGGAGCAGCAAGAAAACUUAAUGUUAGUAGUGAAACAAUUCAGCAUGGUGUAGAAGGAUUAACAUACCUUCUCACUGAGAGCUCAAAACUCAUGAUAUCGGAGAUAGAUUUCCAAGACUCUAUACUUGUACUAGGAUUCUCUGAAGAAUUGAACGCUGUAUUGCUUCAGCUGUAUCUUGACAAUAGGAAGGAGAUCAGAAGUAUUCUUACUGAACUAGCACCGAAGCUGCCUAGUUAUCACAGUCUUGAAUGGAGACUAGAUGUGCAGCUUGCUAGCAGAAGUCUGAGACAGCAAAUUAAGCCUGUUGUGACUCUGAAGCUCCACCUUACUCAGAAUGGAAACCAAACUACUCAAAUAUUGCAGACUGACCCUGCUACGUUGCUUCACCUGAUUCAGCAACUGGAACAAGCUUUGGGAGAAAUGAAAACAAAUCAUUGUAGAAGAAUAGUGCGUAACAUCAAGUAGUAUUUGCCAUCUCAGUAAACUUAUGGAAACCAGUGUCGCCAAACAACAGUGCGUCUGGACCAGUCAAAAACUUUUCCUUGGCCAAGUUCUUGAGGCUACAUUUAAGGGCUGAAUUUGCUUGGGUGCUAAUCUAGUAAUAAUGUCAGAUGCAAGUUAGAAUAAUCAUAAACUAACCAGACAUCAAUAUUAGUCGAUCAUGUGAGCUUUUCUAAUUUUAUGUACAGCUGCCUUUUGCAUAAUGUUCUGUACAGCUUAUUGGUAUAAUGACCAAACAUUUUUCCUCCUUAUCUUUUCUGAUCUGAAUAAAGAAACAUAUACAGUAAUAUUUUA
Messenger RNA from Lacerta agilis (Sand lizard), 1067 nucleotides. It is a transcript of the gene COMMD2, whose product is annotated as COMM domain containing 2. The coding region runs from base 96 to 737 and encodes 213 amino acids. The transcript is spliced from 5 exons. Lineage: Eukaryota; Metazoa; Chordata; Lepidosauria; Squamata; Lacertidae. The record is from RefSeq and is a predicted model, not a curated record.